AUGGAACACAACGCUCCCUUCGCUGGCGUUCCCGCUAAUGGCGGCCCUGCCCCGAACCAAAACCCCUUCGCCAACGGCACGCCUCCUGCUAACGACAUGGGUGCGGUCCCCCCUCCCGCUGGUGGAGCUUCCCCGGACUCCCCGAAGACGACCCUCUGGAUGGGCGAAUUGGAACCCUGGAUGGACGAGAACUUCAUCAAGGGCGUUUUCCUGUCUUCUGCCGCUGAGGCCGUGAAUGUCAAGGUCAUUCGAGACAAGAACUCUGGUAAUGCCGGCUACUGUUUUGUCGAAUUCCCUACUCCCGACUCCGCCAACAAGGCCCUGGCGCUCAAUGGCACGCCGGUUCCUAACAGCUCCCGCCAAUUCAAGCUGAACUGGGCGUCAGGUGGUGGCCUUGUUGACCGACGGGAGGACCGUGGUCCUGAGUAUUCCAUCUUCGUCGGAGAUCUUGGCCCCGAAGUCAACGAGUACGUCCUGGUCUCGCUUUUCCAGGCUCGUUUCCCUUCUUGCAAGAGCGCCAAGAUCAUGACGGAUGCCAUGUCUGGCCAGAGCCGUGGUUACGGUUUCGUUCGUUUUUCUGAUGAGAACGACCAGCAGCGUGCUCUUGUCGAGAUGCAGGGUGUUUACUGUGGCAACCGCCCCAUGCGUAUCUCGACUGCCACUCCCAAGAACCGCAACAACCACCACGGGUUCGCGCAUGGUCAUCACGGUGGCAACCCCAUGAUGGGCGGUGGUAUGCCCCAGCCCCAGAUGUGGAACGGCGGUAUGCAGCAGGGCUUCGGCGGCUACAGCAACUAUAACCCAAGCACCCAGAUGAACCAGUUCACUGACCCCAACAACACCACUGUCUUCGUUGGUGGUCUCUCUGGUUAUGUCACCGAGGAUGAGCUCCGCUCUUUCUUCCAAGGAUUUGGCGAAAUAACAUACGUCAAGAUCCCCCCUGGAAAGGGCUGCGGCUUCGUUCAGUUUGUCCACCGCCACGCUGCUGAGAUGGCCAUCAACCAGAUGCAGGGCUACCCCAUUGGUAACUCGCGCGUUCGUCUCAGCUGGGGGCGAAGCCAGAACAACUCUGGAGUCGGCACUCCUUACCGACCUGCUCCUCCCCCACCUCACUAUCUCGGCAUGCCCAGCCACGGCCCUGGCCCAUACGGUGGUGGUCCUCACUACCCUGGCCCCCAGGGUCCAGGCCCUCAGUAA
Messenger RNA from Clonostachys solani, 1197 nucleotides. The record is from the annotation of a GenBank genome assembly. NCBI's taxonomy places the organism in Eukaryota, Fungi, Ascomycota, Sordariomycetes, Hypocreales, Bionectriaceae.